AUGGUGGAUGUGGCUCUAAGGGGUGAGAAUGGCGGAGUAUUAAAAUGGAUGCUUUGUUUCACCCUCCUCACCUUACUUUGCUGUGGCUUCACCAGUGCAGAAGUCUUCCUGGCACGUUCUUCAUCCUUUUCCGGCGAGUAUGGCGGGGGCGGCGGAAAACGCUUCUCACACUCUGGGAACCAGCUGGACGGACCCAUAACAGCCAUUAGGGUUCGAGCUAGCCGCUCUUACAUUACAGGUAUCCAGGUCCGUUAUGGCAAAGAGUGGAGCGAGUACCAGGGAGGCUCAGCUGGAGACCUAGAGGAGAUCUUCCUGCAGCCAGGCGAAUCCAUCAUCCGGGUCCAGGGGACAUACAGGAGCUACCUCCGCAAACUCGUGUUUAUUACUGACAAAGGGCGCAACCUUCCCUUUGGGAAGGGCACAGGCACCAGAUUUAAUGCUGCUCCAAUGUACCCUGGCACCGUCUUGCGUUACAUCAGUGGCAGCUCCAGUUCAGUCAUUGAUGCCAUUAGUUUCCACUGGGAUAACUACCCCAGUAGCUGCCCCAGUUGUGGAAAGUGAGCAUAAAAUAGUGAGAGACAAGGUACUUAAUUAAAACAAGAAGAGGCACCUCAGUGUAAAGUCUUUGGCUUCACCCCGAUGUGGCCACCAUAUCCACCCAUUCAAUGAACGUUCUAGUCCAUUCCCCCCAAAGUCGCCUUCUUUUGUAGUUCAGUUAAGCCAAUCCACAUCUUGCCUCAGUCCUGGUCCACUUCUUCUAAGCUUUGUCUCUUCUCAAAUGGCCACCGCUACCACUGCUAGCAAAUAAAAGCAAAUUUUGA
Anolis sagrei ordinatus is the source of this 821-nucleotide messenger RNA. NCBI's taxonomy places the organism in Eukaryota, Metazoa, Chordata, Lepidosauria, Squamata, Anolidae. The record is from RefSeq and is a predicted model, not a curated record.